Kluyveromyces lactis is the source of this 825-nucleotide messenger RNA. It is a transcript of the gene SIW14, whose product is annotated as putative tyrosine protein phosphatase SIW14. The transcript has a single exon. Gene Ontology annotation, molecular function: inositol diphosphate tetrakisphosphate diphosphatase activity; phosphatase activity. Bases 1 to 825 code for a protein of 274 amino acids. Gene Ontology annotation, biological process: protein dephosphorylation. The record is from RefSeq and is a predicted model, not a curated record. Gene Ontology annotation, cellular component: cytoplasm. NCBI's taxonomy places the organism in Eukaryota, Fungi, Ascomycota, Saccharomycetes, Saccharomycetales, Saccharomycetaceae.
AUGAGUAAUGAAAACGGGAGGCCGAAGGCCCACAGAUUGAGAAAACACGGAGGGGAUGAGACAGAUGCGGACCUUGAUUCUGAAUUGGAGAUGAUGGAUAAACUCAAUAUGGCGUCCAGACUAGCCGAGAACAAUUUAGCCAAGCUUUUAGAUAACGAUAAAGACUUAUUAAACCGAGUAGAAGAGAUAAAAGCGCAAUUCCAAGACAGGGCCAAAACACCUUUCAGCGCUGAAGAAGAUGUUGAUGAUAUAUAUGAUGCAGAUGAGCAUGGGGCACGGAGCCGGCAAAUCAUGUCUGCGCGUUCCGGGACAGGGAACAAGGAAGUAAUACCGCCAGAGAAUUUUAGUCAUGUCUGUGGAGAAAUAUAUCGAUCGAGUUUCCCCAGACCAGAAAACUUCGAAUUCUUAAGGGACAGACUAAAGUUGAAGAGCAUAUUGGUGCUUAUUCCAGAGGAGUAUCCUGCCGAAAAUAUGAAAUUUAUGGAAGAGACUGGUAUAAAAUUGUUUCAAGUUGGAAUGAGUGGUAACAAAGAGCCAUUUGUAAAUAUUCCAAGUGAUUUAUUGACAAAGGCUCUCGAAGUAGUUUUAAACCCAGAAAAUCACCCAAUUCUAAUACACUGCAACAGAGGGAAACAUAGAACUGGUUGUUUAGUCGGAUGUAUUAGAAAGUUACAGAAUUGGUCAUUGACCAUGAUCUUUGACGAAUACCGUAGAUUCGCCUUUCCGAAAGUACGAGCUUUGGAUCAACAAUUUAUAGAGUUGUACGAUGAUACUGGGAUCAUAAAGCUGGCCACGGAAAACAACUGGCUAUCUGUUGAAUGGUGA